This is a messenger RNA of Centruroides sculpturatus (bark scorpion), 4453 nucleotides long. RefSeq names its product probable RNA-dependent RNA polymerase 1. Gene Ontology annotation, cellular component: nuclear RNA-directed RNA polymerase complex. Gene Ontology annotation, biological process: siRNA processing. NCBI's taxonomy places the organism in Eukaryota, Metazoa, Arthropoda, Arachnida, Scorpiones, Buthidae. Gene Ontology annotation, molecular function: RNA-directed RNA polymerase activity. The transcript is spliced from 8 exons. The record is from RefSeq and is a predicted model, not a curated record. Bases 225 to 4223 code for a protein of 1332 amino acids.
UGAAAUUUAAAUUUAUUUUUCAUUCAAAGAAAAUAAUCAACGAAAAAGAAAAUAAACAUUUAACAUAUCUUACAUCAUUUUUAAAUAAUUUUGUUGAAGAUGAACCUAAUCAUUCUUUAACAAUUGGACAAUUAAAAGAAAUAUCUACUACAAAGUGUGGAAACUUUCAAUAUGAAAUUGAAUGCAUUAUUACAAAUUUGAACCUAAAUGUUUUUACUUCCUACAUGGAGAUAAUUAAAAGAUGGUGUUUACAGUUUCCAUCAGAUAAUUGCAAUGAUGACUUAAGUUAUUUAUUAAAAUUUAGUGAAAAAUACUUUGAAACACAAUAUCAAAAUCAUGAAGAUAUUCAAAUUGAAAGUAUAUCAUUUGGCACUUUUAUUAAAGUUCGAUGUUUUAUGCAGCAUUUUGAAAUAAAAAAUCGAGGUGAAAUUGAAAUUUCAUGUUCAUUUUGGCAUGAUCAAAGAAGUUUGGAAUUAUUUCUUUAUUAUCCACAUGAUGAUAAUUGCUAUUCAGAAACCUCACAAUUAUACAGAUUUACUAUUAAUUAUAAUGAUAUUAUGAGAAUAAUCAUUGAAAAUCAUUCUAACGAAUCAUUUAUUUCUAUAUAUUUUUAUUUGCAUUAUCCUCCUAAAAUUUUUAUUUCAAUACAGAAACAAUUGAAUAGAACAAUAGUAGCUAAUACUAAACUGAAAGAUAAAAUCUGUAAUACUGAAUUUUGGGAAAGAGUUACAGAUAUUGGAUGUAUAUGUAACAAAUCUUAUUUAAGAAUUAAAGGGCAAAAUUUGAGUAAAUGUCCUGUAGUAAAGAUUUGCAUUCCUGAUAAAUUUAGAUCUAGAUAUAUAAUUAAUAGAUUAUAUCAACGAUAUUCACCAGAAAAUAUAUACUAUACUACAGUUCAUAAACAUGAAUGGCAAUUUUUCAAAAUACAUUGUCCCUUUAGCACAUUUAGAUGCCAUUAUGCGUGGAGAGCAUUAAAUGGAAGAAGUUUUGAAAUGUCAGAUCAGAUAAUUUAUCACUAUUCUCAGUGGAAUGAUUUAUUCGAACAAUUAAAAAUAUAUGAAGAACAUAAUUCUGAGGCUUUAGAGAAAGCAAUAUUUGAAUUUUAUAACUGUUUAGAAAAAGGUGUUAUACUUUUUUUCCCUCAAGUAAUAAAGAUAUUAUUUCAAUAUUUCUGUAAUAUUGAUGAUGAAGAUGAUGAUGAUAAAAUAGAUGGAUUAUGUUUAAUAAGAAGAGUUUUUAUAACACCAUCAAGAAUUUUAUGUCUUCCAUUACAACAACAUUUUGAAAAUAGAGUACUUCGUCAUUAUGAUCCAGAGUUUUCACUGAGAGUCUCAAUUAGAGAUGAUAAUCUCAAUAAGCUUACAUUUGGUCUUACAAAAAACAAUGCACAUCAAUUUUUGAAAAGCACUGUUGGAAAAUAUCUUAAUAAUGGUAUAAAGAUAGCAGGAAGACAUUAUAAAUUUCUUGGAGCAUCACCUAGCCAAUUGAGAGAUCAUGGAAUAUGGAUGUAUGCAUCAGAUAAUGAUGGAAAUACAUCUGAAUCUAUUAUUAAGUGGUUAGGUGAUUUUAGUGAAAUCAACAAUGUAGCCAAAUUAAUGGCUCGUAUAGGACAAUGUUUUUCAAAUUCCGAAGAAGCUUUUUAUUUGAAAAUAAAUGAAUUUAACAUACAAAGUACACCAGAUAUCACUUGUGAAAGAGAAGAUAAAAAUUUUCCACCAUAUAUAUUUACUGAUGGAGUUGGUAUGAUAUCAUCAGAUUUUGUAAAUAAGAUAAAUGAAUCACUUAGUAAAAAUAAUUUAAAUCAUAAGAAACAAUAUAGAGCUUGUGCCUUCCAAAUUCGUGUUGCUGGUUAUAAAGGAAUGUUAGUUGAAAAUCCAGAGUUAAAAAAUUGUAUUGUUGUCAGAAAUAGCAUGAAAAAAUUUCACUGUAGCAGUAGUUUUAACCUGGAAAUCAUUAAGAAGAGUGCUCCAAGAUGUGUUUUCUUAAAUCGACCUUUAAUAACUAUCCUCGAAGGUCUAGGUGUUCAGAGACAAGUAUUUCUUAAUUUGCAAAACAAUAUGAUUUUAGAAUAUACAGAAGCAUUUUCGAAUGAGUUGGAAACUUAUAAACUAUUAUCAAAGUGUAUUAGUUUACAAAUUCCAUUUGAAGAAUUAUGGAAGAGUGGAAUUAAUUUUACACAAGAACCAUUCUUUAAUUCUCUGUUAAUAAGUGUGUUUAAAACAAAAAUGGAACUUUUGAAGUCAAAAGCCAGAAUAGCCAUACCACCUAAAUUUGGAAGAAAUAUGUUUGGUGUUGUUGAUGAAACUGGAACAUUAGAAUAUGGAGAAGUGUUUGUUCAGUAUUCUGAAGAAAUAAGUGAUUAUGAAUCUCCACUUCAUAUUUUAGAAGGAACAGUUCUAGUUACAAAAUGUCCUUGUAUUCAUCCUGGUGAUGUAAGAAAAUUUAAUGCUGUUGAUAUACCGAAGUUACAUCAUAUUAAAGACUGCAUUGUGUUUCCACGCAAAGGAAAAAGACCGCAUCCAGAUGAAAUGGCAGGUAAAACUGUCAUCCUUAUUAUUAUUUUGGUGGUAUUGGUGGAAUGCAUCUUACUUGGCUUAUGUACCAGUGUUAAUGCUGGAAUCAGAAAUAUUGAAGGUGGGGACUAUGUGUUCGUAAGAUUGGACGACAGCGUCCGUUAUUUAGAGGUACAGGAUAUGGUAAAUUUUCUUUUGCAUUAUAUUGAAAAUGACAACAUUGGAAUUAUGGGAAAUGCACAUUUAGCCUGGGCAGAUAAAGAAGGUAUAUUUUCAAAACAUUGUAUUAAUAUUGCAUUAAAGUAUCCAUACACUUUGGAUUUUGCCAAGACUGGUAAUCUUGCUUAUUUAAAUAAAGAAGAGAGACCAAACAAAUAUCCUGAUUUUAUGGAAAAAGGAAGCUUAAACAUUUCUUACCGAUCGGAUAAAAUCUUGGGUCAUCUUUUCCGCCAUUCUAGAAAUCUAGAAUGUGCGAUUAAAGAUUCGGCUAAGAUAAAUUCCACAAUAGAAAUAGACAAAUUAUUAGAAUAUCCUGGAUGGAGACGUUAUGAAGAUUCUGCUUUGACAGAUAAAAAGAACUAUGAGAAUAAGUUAAGAAAACUAUUACAAAUGUAUAAUAUUAAAAGUGAAGCUGAAAUUUUUUCUGGACAUAUUCAGCAUAUAAGCAAAUAUGAUCAAAUGAAAAAUGAUAAUAAAAAUGUCAUUCUAAUAGCUGAAAAAAUUCUGCAGGUUUUGCAAGAAAAUUUUCAAAAAAGGUUUUUUGACGAUCUAGAAAAAGACAAAAAUUAUAACAAAGAAGAACUAUAUCAAAAAGCAUCUGCAUGGUAUAUGGUAACUUACACUCAAUCGGAUAUUUCUUUCUGGAGUUUUCCUUGGUGUAUUUCAUCUCUUUUAGCAGAAAUGAGACAGAAAAAUUGCAGACUUUUAGGUAAGUGCCAAUUAAAAUAUUCUCUUGAGACACAAAUUAAUACAGCAAUAGAAAAUUGUCUGACAUCUAUAAAUAUCAACGUGGAAAAUUCACAGUUAUGCCAAAAUCAAAAAAUUGCUUUUAAUGUAUUAUGGAAUUUGUUUUCAAAUUUUUCAUACGAGUAUCUUUCAGUUUAUAAUGUGAAAGAUCACAUUGAUUGCUUAUUUAAGAUAUAUUCAAUAUAUAAAAGUGAAAGUGGUCAUCCGCUAAGUGACCAUUACAAAUAUUCUCCGGCAUUUUGGAUCUUAAAAUUCUUGAAAUUUUGUGUUACAUUCAAUGUAAAUGAAAGAAAUGAAGAAAUGUGUAAAUUUGAUAACUGUAUCAGAGGAAAAAAUAGUUCACUAAACUAUUUGGCAUUGACUUUUUAUACAGUAUUAAGUAUUACAAGGACUCCUUCAUAUUUAAUAAUAUCAAAUGGUUCUGAUUAUGGAAAUUUUGAGAAAUUUGAAAGUGAACCUAUUUUGAUAAAUAUUGAAGAUAUUAAACUUCAGAAUUUGUUAAAAGAUAAAUGGGAUAAAGUUAAAAGCAUUUUGAUAAAACACUCUGGUGUCAAAGAUAUUCAUGUUCGAUCGUUAAGUGUUACCUCAAAUUACAAAGGCUUAUCUUUGCUAGUCAGUUCUGUUGGAAAAAUGUGGAAUUGUUGGAAGUUAGAAGAAUUACUUUUGAGACCAGAUCUUCAAUUAAUUCUUGAAAAAUUAACAGAUGUUUAUAAACUCCUUUAUUGGACUUUUAAGGCUAAAUAAUUUGGCAGGAGAUUAACAAGUGACAGUAGCCUAAUUGUCUAUGGAAUACAGAUUCUGUUGCUUUUAAACAACACACUAAUUUAGCUAACAGCUUGAUGACAAGCUUUUAAACAUUUUCAAUCCUUUUUUUUUUUCUAUAGUUCUUAGCAAAAUAGAUCACAAUGAUUAUAAAAAGGCAUGUUUUAUGUAAUUAUCAAUUUUGUAGACAGUUUCCAAUAAAUAAACAUUUA